AUGAGUAUAGAGAGGUGGUCUGGGCGUAGAGAGGCUUUGUCCGGGUACUCGGCAUUUCGAGGGCGAGAGGGGCUUUGUCCUGCCGGAGAGGCGUUGGAUGUGGCUCAUACGCAGAUGGUGCGACAUAAGAACAACGGACGCCGGUAUUUGGGAAUAUACCAAGGUCACCGAGCGCAAGAAUGCUACCGCACAGUCCAGAGUCCCGGCCACACGCGGUAUCACCCUUGCAACCUCAUGUUUGAAUCGAGCCAUCAUGAACGAAAAUACGAUGCAAACAGACCAGCCUCAGUCACUGCCAGCACGCUCUUCAUCCGGAAGUCCCUGUACAGAAUAGUACCCGAAGACCAAGAUAGAGUGCGAUCAGACGAAACUCGGUCACGAGCAGCCAACCAUUGGAACAGCGACGGAGGUGGUGUGCUAGGACUCACGACCGCAAUUAGCACCGACUAUCGAGGCGACCCAGCAUCGGAUGCUUACUCGAUCAAGUGUCGAAAGUCAAUGGAGCAUUAUUCUGGGGAGUAUACCGUCAUGCAGAAUGAUACUCGGGACAGCAGUCGAGAUAUUCAUGCUGUUAUGCCAGAGAGAUCCAUCACACCCACUCCAACUAAGCGCCCACCGCUUAGCCGAUCUGCAUCGGGGUUCACCAACCCUACGAAAGCGUCUCUUGAAGACAGACCGACGAUUUCGCCAUCUGCCAAUUCACAUUGGAGACCAGCCGGUCCUCCAUCAGCAUCCAGACUAGGCAGUGCGCAUCACAGCGAUGGUCAUGUCUCUACAAGUCGGGCAAACAGUCGGAGCAGCGAGAAACCCAGUCGCAGCGUGAUUCUUCCCAUUUGCCAUUUUGAAUACUCGAGGAGAUCCUUGUUGCAUUCAGAGUAUGAAAUGUCGGAGAAUGUAACGUUGUCUGAGAUAAGAGAACAUUCAGACUGCGGCGGUGUCGCAGUUGCUUUCGGCCCCAAGAGUGCCGACUUGUCUCCUAAGUUUAGUGACACUCCCCCAAGCGCACAUCCCACAGAUAGGGACAUGCAAGAUCUUUACGGAGAUACUACACUGAGACUAAGCGGUGGCAAUCCGGUCGAUGACACAGAUGCGCAACACAACUCUGUCAAUUGGCGAGUUCUACACGAAAAGGAACUUCGCCGUUUUAAAGCGCUCGAAGAGCAGUACAAGAGCUUCAAGGCUGACGCGAGGCGCAUGUACCAACCAGACCUGGAGCUUAUGCAUCGAGAAUGCCAGGCAGAGUUUAUCAUAACUCAAGAUCACGUCUCAGUCUGCGAGGAAGCGAUCAAACAGGUGAAGGACGAAGCACUCUCGUGGAAGAAAGAGGCCAUGCAGCUGAAAGACGAACUUGCACGCCGCGAAGCACAGUGCUAUGAGCAACAAGCGAUCUACAAUAUGGGGCUGACGAAUACCUUCGAGGGCAGCAACGCCGGCAAGAGCGAUGAGAAGACGCCUGUUCGACAAAAUCUAGAACAUUCGCGAAAGGUGGAGUGCCUACCCAGAACUAGGUUACUUAUCAAAUCACCUGAAUUUGAAAGGAUCGCACGCGAUUCUGGCAAAGGUGUCGAGGAGCUCGAGGAACGUCUAAAAAAGCAGAGGGAGGCAGAUGAUGCAAUAGAGAUGCUGAAGGACAGGAUUUGUGACCUUCGCGCCUGUCUCUAG
Messenger RNA from Didymella exigua CBS 183.55, 1662 nucleotides. RefSeq lists its product as uncharacterized. Bases 1 to 1662 code for a protein of 553 amino acids. Lineage: Eukaryota; Fungi; Ascomycota; Dothideomycetes; Pleosporales; Didymellaceae. The record is from RefSeq and is a predicted model, not a curated record. The transcript is spliced from 5 exons.